AUGCAAACCUUUCUCUUCGCACAAUUUUACCGGCUAGUUGUACACACACCUGCAGAGAAUUCGUCCAUGGGUGAAGUUCUCGGGCCCAUCGGCUUCUGUUUUGGAGGCAUUAGCUUCGUUCUAAGCACCAUUCCCAACGCUGCAAAGACCCUGCACGACUUUGAAGAAUGUAGGGACCAAUUUCGGGGAUACAAGACUCGUCUGGCCAUCUGCGAAGCAAGGAUAAUACGGAGGACGAAGCAGAGAUCAGAACAUGGCGAAAGAGAAGAGAUUGGCUACUUGGCUGCCGUCGACGAAGGCGAAGUGAAAGAUAUUAUCGAAGGUUGGAUCACCACGCUAGAAAAGGCUAUCGAUUGCAUCGAAAAGCUCUCAGAAAGAGAGUUCGAACAACGCACGGCUGCGCAUUCUGGCUCUGGGCCUAGUCUGGAUCCAAUACUCGAACUAGAAGAACUCGAAGAUUUUGCUUCACGACGAACGCACUGCAACAUACAGAUUAAAAUGCUUGUCGUCGUCCGCAGACUGGGAAAUGGAGAACCGGAGUUCGAUAGGGACUUCAGCGAUGUACUUCCAAUGCUAGACAUCGAUGGGUGGAGGACGAAGUCCUAG
Lindgomyces ingoldianus is the source of this 606-nucleotide messenger RNA. RefSeq lists its product as uncharacterized. Bases 1 to 606 code for a protein of 201 amino acids. The transcript has 4 exons. The record is from RefSeq and is a predicted model, not a curated record. NCBI's taxonomy places the organism in Eukaryota, Fungi, Ascomycota, Dothideomycetes, Pleosporales, Lindgomycetaceae.